AUGACGCAGGGAAACUUGAUUGCAAAGUCCAAUGGUAAGAAGGUGGAAGAGGUGAAGCCAAGGCAGAAUGGUGCGCGUAGAGGACAUCAGAACCGCUAUCAAGGGCAUCGUGGUGGUGAUAAGGGUAAAGAUAUAGCUAGGGAACAUCAAGGAGAUGGUAGAAUGGAGGGGGUCUAUCAUCCGUAUAGAGAGAAGAAUGGAAGGGGCCACAAUGAUGUUAAUGCUGGCAAUAGAAGGGUCGGGAAUCAGUCCAGGGGUCAUCAAUUUGGUGGAGGAGAUAGGGUUUUGGAAAAUCCUGAGAAGCUCAUGCUUGAUGCCUUUAAAGGUGUUUCCGGGUCCCCUAUAGUUGAGAGGCCUUCUGCUGACAUGAGAAGUGGUAGUGGAACCUCUUCUAAGGCUCGCAAAGCUUUGCUUUUUGAAGAUAAGGAACCGGGGGGAGGAAGUGUUAGAUGUGUCUCAGAUGAAUGA
Eruca vesicaria subsp. sativa (arugula) is the source of this 468-nucleotide messenger RNA. Lineage: Eukaryota; Viridiplantae; Streptophyta; Magnoliopsida; Brassicales; Brassicaceae. The record is from the annotation of a GenBank genome assembly.